AUGGACACUCCCAUUAAGUGUUUAUAUUGUGAUAAGAUCUUUGCUCAGCGUAAAUCGCUGUACGUGCAUUGUCGGAAAUUUCACGACACAGAUGUAGUACCAGUGAAAGAUUUGCAAUGUGAAGUAUGUCAUAAAGGUUUUUCAACCCCUAAAACAUUGAGUGUGCAUGUAAAAAAGUUCCAUGAUGAAAUUGAUACGAACAAAACCAAAAAAAAUCAAACAAGAAUAAUUUGCCCCUAUGACAAGUGUGUAGUCGAAUUAUUAACAUUUGUUAAACAAAGACAGCAUUUGUGCGAUGUGCAUGGCUUUGAUGUGAAAUUGGAAAAUAUUAAUUUUUGUGAUAUCUCAGAAUUUGAUUCUUGGAAACGAGAAAUGGAACAACGGACAUCAACAAUGUACAUACUUGAUAGAGCUGCAUCAGAAUUAAGUGAUGGAAAUACAAGGCAAUUUUACUAUUGCCAUCGCUCUUACAGUUACCGAAAACAAGGUAACAAUGUUAGAGAAAUCAAAUCUAUGGGUAGUAAUAAAAUUGAACGAGCCUGUCCAUCAUUGCUAAAAGUUACUAUUUCCAAAUUUGAUGGAAAAGUGUCCACAUCAUUUUGGAAAACUCACUGUGGGCAUGAACUAGAAAUUGGUCGAAUUCGGUUGGAUGAUGAGACAAGAACAAUUAUUGCUGGUAAGUGCUACUUUUUAUUUUAA
Molecule: messenger RNA, 699 nt
Organism: Myzus persicae (green peach aphid)
Lineage: Eukaryota; Metazoa; Arthropoda; Insecta; Hemiptera; Aphididae
Exons: 2
Coding region: 1-699 (232 amino acids)
Source: RefSeq, a predicted model, not a curated record